UCGUUCCUGUAGAGAUUGCACGAGUCGCUUCUUCGGCCAGUUCGACUUCGCUCCUUGGACGACGUUCCCUUCCUGUAGGAUCCGAAGUUACAGCAUUUUGAUCGGAAGCAACGACGGAGCUCGCUCGCUGUGAAGGUAACUUUUUCCAUUUCGCGCGCUUCUUCGGCCAAAUCCCGUAAAUCCGCCGAACUACAGGAUUUAGUAAAUCCGGGAUUUGCUAAAUCCUGCAUAAGUCCUGUUGCCAAGCAGCCCCGAAGGAGUUACUCCGCCGUGAGAUCUACCGGCGGCUUAAAUACUGCCAACAGGAUUUAAGCAUACAUCCUGCUCAAACCUGCAUAAAUCCUUUGCCAAACAGCCCCAUAGGGCGACGUACCCAGCAAUAUUCCCACUGCUCCCGCCGCGCUCUUUGAUCUCCGACAUGGGAAGCGUAGGCCGUGGCCGCGCCCUCUUCACCGCGGGCAAUGCCCACCAAAACAUCGUAUGCGGGCGGGCGCACCAGAUCGGCGCCCUGGCCCUCAUCGCCGCAACAUUCUUUCUCACCAGGGCCCUCGACCGCCUCUACGACAUCCCAAUUCCUUCUCACCCUUCCCUGUCCACCGUUGCCGGCGAAUCUCCGGUUGGCACGCUCUUUCAGCACCCUGGUUUCCUUUCUUGGCCUAACCGCGGCUAUGGGACUUCUCUCUCCCUGAAGAUCUACGUCUACGAGGAGAGCGAGGUGGAUGGACUCCGUGAGCUGAUGCGGGGAAGAGACGGCAAGAUCUCGGCGGAGUCCUGUGCCAAGGGACAGUGGGGUACUCAGGUAAAAAUACAUCAUUUGCUUCUCAAAUCAAAAUUUCGGACAUCAAGGAAAGAGGAAGCGGACCUUUUCUUUGUACCUUCUUAUGUUAAAUGUGUGCGUAUGAAUGGUGGAUUAAAUGAUAAGGAAAUCAACCACACAUAUGUAAAGGUUUUGGGUCAAAUGCCAUAUUUCCGUCUUUCAGGUGGACGGGAUCAUGUUUUUGUGUUCCCGAGCGGCGCUGGUGCUCAUUUAUUUCGCUCUUGGGCAGUAUUUCUAAAUCGGUCAAUCAUUCUUACUCCAGAGGGUGACCGCACUGAUAAACGGCCAAUAAGUUCUUUUCAUACGUGGAAAGAUAUAAUCAUCCCUGGUAAUGUUGAUGAUGGACUAACUACGUUCUAUGAAUCACGAAUAGUCCAACCAAUCCCCUUGUCAAAGAGGAAGUACCUGGCAAACUUUUUAGGUCGUGCCCAAGGAAAGGUGGGUCGUCUUCAGUUAUUGGAGCUUGCCAAGCAAUACCCAGAUAAGUUAGAAUCUCCAGAAUUGCAACUAACGGGACCUAAUAAGUUGGGAAGGGUUGAAUAUUUCACUCACUUGAGGAACGCCAAGUUUUGCCUUUCCCCACGAGGCGAGUCAUCUUGGACACUCCGAUUUUAUGAAUCAUUCUUUGUGGAAUGUGUUCCUGUUAUCCUCUCAGAUCAGAUAGAACUUCCGUUCCAGAAUGUGAUUGAUUAUACUCUGAUAUCCAUCAAAUGGCCAUCAACACAAAUUGGUCCUCAGCUGCUAAAAUAUCUGGAAUCCAUUCCUGAUGAGGCGAUUGAGAGCAUGAUCGCUGGAGGCAGAGAAGUGAGAUGCCUUUGGGUUUAUCUUCCAGAAUCAGAGCCCUGCUCUGCAAUGCUGGGAAUUUUAUGGGAGCUGCAGAGAAAGGUUAGGAGAUUCCAUCAGUCUGUAGAAACCUUUUGGCUACAUAAUCAAUCCAUUGUUAAUAGGGAGUUUGUUGAGUUCCAUGGCUGGAGAACUCCUCUUCCUUUGCCCUGAAUUGGCCUUUCAUCUAGGAGGAACAAUACAAGUCAGUUUUUUCAUCUUGUUCUGUUUAUUUAUUUUUUUCCUUUUCACUGUUGGAAGAUUCAUAUAAGCACAUAGUUUUUUUUUUCAGUUCAUGCACUGUAGAGUGGACACGUGU
Molecule: messenger RNA, 1958 nt
Organism: Dendrobium catenatum
Lineage: Eukaryota; Viridiplantae; Streptophyta; Magnoliopsida; Asparagales; Orchidaceae
Product: probable glucuronosyltransferase Os03g0107900
Exons: 8
Coding region: 419-1813 (464 amino acids)
Molecular function (GO): glycosyltransferase activity
Source: RefSeq, a predicted model, not a curated record